This is a messenger RNA of Acanthosepion pharaonis, 621 nucleotides long. Lineage: Eukaryota; Metazoa; Mollusca; Cephalopoda; Sepiida; Sepiidae. The record is from the annotation of a GenBank genome assembly.
AUGUUCCCCUUAGAAAUCGGUGGCACCUCCCAAGAUGGUUCUUUCAAGGAUGAACUGAACAAAGUUCACUGUGACUCACCACAACUAUGUUCAAUUCAGAGAGAUAUCUUCAUCUUCUUUCUCUCUUUCUGUUUUGUCAACAUUCUUUAUCUUAUUCUAUCACUCAUUUCUUUUCUCUUUCUUAUCUCUUUCUUUUUUCUUUUUUGUUUAUAUUGUAACUAUACCUUUUUCCUUUUUCUUUUUCUUUUUCGGUGUUCUUUCUUUCGUUUUGAUCAUUUCAUCGCUUGUUUUCUUUUCUUUUUCUUCUUUUUCUUUUUUCUUCUUUUGAUUCUAUCGCCAGUUACUUUUCUUUCAUUUUCUUGUUUUUUUAUUUCUUUCUUUCUUCGUUUCUUUUUGCUUCUAUCAUCAAUCACUCUCUUUUCUUUCUUACUUCCUUCUUUUUUCUUUCAUUUUCUCGUAUCUUUCUUUCUUUCUUUCUUUCUUUAUUCUGACAUCAAUCAUUCUUUUUCCUAUCAUUUUUCUCGUUUUUCUUUGUUCUUCAUUCUAUCAUCACUGACUUUUUUCUUUCCAUUUUCUCGUUUCUCUCUCUUUCUUUCUUUCUUUCUUUCUUUCUUUCUUUGA